This is a messenger RNA of Brenthis ino (lesser marbled fritillary), 492 nucleotides long. NCBI's taxonomy places the organism in Eukaryota, Metazoa, Arthropoda, Insecta, Lepidoptera, Nymphalidae. The record is from the annotation of a GenBank genome assembly.
AUGACAAGACCGUUUGGUAAUAGUGAUAAACGUUUUUCAAUAGACGAUGCCUUUGAAGAGGAGACUGAUGAAGCUAUAAAAGUGUACGGCGCAACGGGUGAUAGGUCUCCUUUGCAGAAUAAAUAUAAGAAUGGAAACGAUUAUUUGGCUAGUAAAACAUACAAAUGUUCAGAGGACACCACCUCGCGGGACUCGGACUCUCUUAUCCACGAAUACGUAGAAGCGACACAAUCUCUCUAUUGCUGGAACCACCCUAAAGUGCGGGAGAACUGGAAGACCGUGUUUGCUGCUGUCAUACUCCUCUUAGUCGGGAUAGGUCUUCUAGGCAUGGGUGCCUUCGCAGUAGCGGAACCAGAAAAUGGGUUACAGGGAGCUGUUUUCUUCGUUGCUGGUAUGAUAUGUUUUGUACCCGGAGCUUACCACGUGGUCUACAUAUGGCUAGCCGCUAGAGGACAAAGGGGCUACGACUUUUACCAUCUACCCUUGUUUACU